Radiomyces spectabilis is the source of this 1286-nucleotide messenger RNA. RefSeq names its product nucleotide-diphospho-sugar transferase. Gene Ontology annotation, molecular function: alpha-1,2-mannosyltransferase activity. Gene Ontology annotation, biological process: protein N-linked glycosylation; cell wall mannoprotein biosynthetic process. The record is from RefSeq and is a predicted model, not a curated record. Gene Ontology annotation, cellular component: Golgi apparatus; membrane. Lineage: Eukaryota; Fungi; Mucoromycota; Mucoromycetes; Mucorales; Radiomycetaceae. The transcript is spliced from 2 exons. Bases 53 to 1231 code for a protein of 392 amino acids.
UGCCGUUCUUGCACUUUAUUUUCUAAUAUCCAUGCUUCCCUUUCUGUAAAUAAUGAUUAGCAAACUUUCAAACUUGAUUCUGUUACUGUGCAUUGGUUCUUUUAUCUCGCUUCUGCUGGCCAAGCGUUAUCUCAAUGCCUACUUUAUGUUUCCCUCGUUUCAAUCCGAUGGAAAAUCGAUACUUGCGCACAUAAACAAUUACGAUGUCACUGAUUAUCCGCCAUUGCCCAUGGAUAUACAAAAUGAAACCCUGUGUGAGGGACAACCACCAUUUUCCAACUUUUCCAGAGACUCCAUCCUUGUCUCCAGAGAGACAACAAGAGAUCACCAUGUGAACGCAGCGAUCGUGUUCUUGAUAGAAUUUCUGGAUCGUCCGUUGGCCGAGAAUCACCGAGAAAUGAUGCGAUUCAAUCAAUCGCUCUGGUCACUAUAUGAAAAUUUCAGCAAAGAUUACCCUUCUUAUCCUAUCCUCAUUUUCCACGAAUCCCCGUUUACGCCAAAGUAUCAAAAGCAUUAUCGCAAUAUGUGGCCUUCUCAGCUUGACAUCACAUUCUAUCUCAUCGAGUUCGACCUACCGCCUUCUUUUCCUCGACACCCGCCUCAUGAACUCGGCUUGACAAGUACAAAUCGUCGUGCUUUUCCAGGCUACAAUCACAUGAUCCAUUUCUUCUUCAAAGACAUCUUUGAUCACCCUGCCAUUCGAGAUCUGGACUAUUACUGGCGAUUGGAUCAUGAUUCGGAAAUUCUCUCUCCAGUUAGCGUCGAUCUUUUUGAAUACAUGCGUCGCCAUCGUCUGUUAUACGGCUAUCGCACCGUCGUCACCGAUGCUCGCCACGUUACUCACGGAUUACUCAGCUUCUUUGACCGUUGGCGACGCGAUCCGUCCCACCAAAGUAUAAUUCCCGAUCUUACUUGUGCGGCUUUAUCACAAAAGAAUUGCUUAUCCAUUCCUUCGACUCUUGCGGAGCGUAAUGCGAUCCAACCACUGAUGUAUUACAACAAUUUUGAAAUUGUACAUAUUCCUACCUGGCGUUCGGAACCAAUGCGACAAUUGACCGAUGCAGUGCACGACACCAACAUGAUCUAUUGGGAUCGAUGGGGCGACGCGCCACUUCGAUAUUAUGCCGUCCAAACCAUGCUUGAUGUCAAAUCACAAACAAUGGAAUGGUGCCACAUUCGAUAUCGCCAUCACAAAACGUUUGAACCGUUGUGCCGACUAACAAUCAUGUAAAAGAAGCGUAGACUUCAGAAUCCUUGUAUCAAUUACACUGAUUUAACUAUUAUAU